Molecule: messenger RNA, 451 nt
Organism: Lasiosphaeria miniovina
Lineage: Eukaryota; Fungi; Ascomycota; Sordariomycetes; Sordariales; Lasiosphaeriaceae
Exons: 1
Source: RefSeq, a predicted model, not a curated record
GUACGACUACUUCCCUCAGCUCGCCAAGUUCGUCUUGCGAAUGGCGGGCACUAUCCACGAAGGCGUUGUCGAAGCAUUCAAAAGCCUAGUUAUGGAGCAGUUGAUCGAUAUACGGCGAGGUAACGACCAAGUCGCUGCCGGUUUUGCUCGGGGCGUACGCGGAGCAGGAAGCCCCAAGAUUGAGAGUGAUGAUAGUUCCCAUUACCCAGACGGGUCGUUUGCGCACGAAGAUACGGGGGUAGCAUGUGUUAUCUUGGAGGCCUCCCAUUCACAAGAACGACAAGAUUUGCCAUUCCUUGCAGAUGAUUACAUCCUAGGUUCAAAUUGGCGGACCCAAGUCGUUAUUGGGGUUGACCUUGAAUACCGGGAGAAGGGAAAAGAAGCCAGGGUCACUGUGUGGCGACCAAGAUAUAUUGAGGAAGAUGGGGAAGCCGUACUUGAAGCAGCUGAG